Ostertagia ostertagi is the source of this 1287-nucleotide messenger RNA. The record is from the annotation of a GenBank genome assembly. Lineage: Eukaryota; Metazoa; Nematoda; Chromadorea; Rhabditida; Trichostrongylidae.
AUGGACCCAUUCACAACCCCGACUGUCUCCAGCCAGUGCUUAAAUUCUGAUCUUUGUGUGGUAUGUGGUGACAAGGCAAUUGGCAAACACUAUGGAGCCGUGGCCUGCAACGGCUGUAAAGGUUUCUUCAGACGGAGCGUGUUUCAAAACCUUCAAUACACGUGCCGCUUCGAGAAGGCCUGUAGCAUUGACAAAGAUCAUCGAAACGCUUGCCGGUACUGCCGCUUUCAAAAAUGCCUGGCUGUUGGAAUGCGACCAGAAGCAAUUCAAAAUGAGCGUGAUCGAAUUGGAAGCACAAAACGUCGGAAGCGUACCAUGACGAAUCAAGAUGAUACCUCGGACUCUGAAAGCGUCCCAUCGCCAAAAAUGCAGGACUCGAACGCGAGCGCUUCAUGUCGACUUCUUCAAAUGCUUGUCGAUGUGGAGCAUCGAGCUGUCAGCAGUCAAAACAUGGACAGGCUGCUCCGAGAAGAUACUGAUUGCCGUACUAGUAGACAAAGAACGGUCAAUCACAUCAUUGGAUGGGCAAAUAUGCUUCAUCCUUUACCGGAGAUCCCAUUUGUUGACAAGAUGCAGCUACUGAAGCAGUUCUCACCGUCAUUCGCUCUUCUGAGUACGGUACAGAGAAGCAUGUCACUUCCGCACUUGUUGCUGCCGAACGAUGAGAUUCUCGUGCUGUCUGCCUCGCAUGCGUCGUCCAUCGUUACGGUACUCUCUCGCGUUUUCGAGGAAUUGCUUACCCCACUUCGGCGAUUGCGCGCUGAUCAGGCCGAAUUUAGUUGCCUCAAGGCCUUGCUUUUGCUCAAUCCUGAUGUCGUUGGCCUAUCGUCACAGGCCCGAGAUAUGCUUCGCGAAGCAAGAGACGCACUGCUCAAAGCCCUCUAUAGCUACCUCAACCAGUCAUUCUCGGUCAUUGAUGCAUCAUUACGGGUCUCGUCUCUUCUUCUGAUCAUUCCUUCUCUUAUGACUAUAAGUCAAUGCAUCUCUGAAAUCUCAGAAUUGGGCGAACUCUUUGGACUUUGCGAAGGGAAUCAGAAGCAGAAGGAUCCAGUCAUCAGAGAACCAUGGCUGAUUUCCGACAAAACGUCCUAUCAAGGUGUACCUUGUAAUGAUACGGUAUUUUCACGUAUCCUGACGCCGCAUCAUUUAUUCUCUCAACAAGGUCUGAACUGCUCACCUUGCAAUACCUCUCCGAACAUCUCACCGUCGUACUCACUUAUUCAUAACACUUUACCGCUUCUACCUAACGCUCAGGAUCACUUCCCACUGAAAGUUUUCAUGACAUAA